AUGGAGGAGACGUCUACCACGGAAGUUCACCUUGGUGAAGGUGGCCAUUUGCUGCGCGGUGCUGUUGCAGGUGGUGUGGUGGAAGCCGCGUAUGACCUCACGGAAGGGCACGGCGCCGCACAAGCACUUCAAGAUUUUGGUUCCUGCGCAGGUCAGAACCUGGCCGCUUCUGUUCUCAUGCACACGACUGGGCUUCCAAUUCCAUCCUUCAGUGACCAUCAUGAGGAGCUUGUGUUUGCGAAUGGCGUGAGCAUGGGAGUCGGAGAACAGGUGAAUCAGUUCAAGACGCUUGAUGGGACAGUCUCACAGCACACAUCGGGUCUGCAAAUUGGCUGUGGGAUCCCGGGCGAUCCGCUUGGCAUUGUCCAGGCCCAGGCCACAAUUGGUGUGACGGAGGACUCUGUUCACAAAGAAACGGCCCUUCCAGGUGGAACAGACACUUUCGCCGAGAACGUGAAAACUGAGGGUGCUGAAUUCCGAAUUGGUAUCGGCAAUUUCUCAACUGCGCCAGUUUGCAUAGGCCAUGUGAAGUCGACGUCAAGGGACGAAGUCAAGACUCACACCAAGGGAGGGGGCACCAAGCACGAGGUGACAAGUCGCAGUUACGAUGGGUACAACUGGUUGCUGGUUUCUUCGGGAUCUGUGAUACAAAGCACCUUGGUCGACAACAUCUCGCAGGAUGGUGUAAGGUCAUAUGAUCAUUGCAACUUUGAAGGUCAGCAGUCUGGCUUCAAUCUCGGCAUCGUUGCCGAACAGCAUGAAUUUGGGACAUUCGAAGAGCAGUCUGGUCAAGACCAGCACCACUGGACAACGCCGGAUGGCGUCCAUCACACAGAGCAAUCGGCUGAAACUUUCCAAGGGCAGGAGGAUCAUGUGACGGAUAGGUUCUGGAACACAUACGAUCAUGACGUGAAGACUGGGACUGUGCAAGGCAACUCCACAACCAGCUCGUCAUUCCAUCGCACAGAGAAUGGCUCUGAAGUCACCGGCGCUCAUUCGGAGGUCACCGACUAUGAAGGCGACAAGUCUGUGGACAAUGGUGUGGUGACUGCAGAGCAGUUGCAAGAUGUCACCGACCAUUCAGAGACACAUGGAUACAAGAAGCUGGCAGUGGCCACCCGGAUGAGCAUGGUACAAGAUGGAACUGAGACUGGCCCAACUGGGCAUGAGAUUGGAGAAGAUGUUUCGGGAACCAUCGACCAUACGGUCAUGGGAGGCAGGCUUCAUUUGAACAAGGAGACGUUUGCCAUUCAUGACGGCGAAGGCACUUUGCACACUGAGGGCUUGUUCACUGCAGUGGACGUGCGUGGCAAAAUGCAUUAUGACGAGACGUCGGGUCAGGUUGUGGUGGAUGCUGCAAGUGAUUCUUUCGUGCUCUCAGCUAACACCAACGGGGCCAUCGCUGCCGCAACGAAGGUAGCGUUCCACACGCUCUUGAACAAAGGCUACCUUGAAAUCAAGGACGUAGGCUGGGUGGCAGUGAAGCAGUUUGCGCAAAUCACGAUCCUGCAGAAGCUGGCGCAGCUCAUGGGAUCUUCCUGGCUUACCAUGGGUGUGGCAAGCUGCGUGAUCAAGGCUGUUUAUGACAUUUGGGCCAUCGUGAACUGGACAUCUCUCUCCACUGUGGACAAGGGAGGCCACACGCUAAUCACCAGCGUAGGGCUGGUGUGUGAUAUCAUCAUUUGCAUUGCCUUUGCUUCCAAUCCGCUCCUGUCAGCAAUGUUGCCAGCGAGCCAGAUUAUGCGCGAGAUGGUCGCGAGCUUCUAUGACUGGUGCUCAGGCAAAAUCACCACGCAAAUGUUCAAGACCAACUUGUGCGCGGAC
This is a messenger RNA of Symbiodinium sp. CCMP2456, 1824 nucleotides long. The record is from the annotation of a GenBank genome assembly. NCBI's taxonomy places the organism in Eukaryota, Dinophyceae, Suessiales, Symbiodiniaceae.